Fomitopsis serialis is the source of this 420-nucleotide messenger RNA. RefSeq names its product ubiquinone oxidoreductase 20 kd subunit. The record is from RefSeq and is a predicted model, not a curated record. Bases 1 to 420 code for a protein of 139 amino acids. The transcript has 5 exons. Lineage: Eukaryota; Fungi; Basidiomycota; Agaricomycetes; Polyporales; Fomitopsidaceae. Gene Ontology annotation, biological process: mitochondrial electron transport, NADH to ubiquinone.
AUGCUCGCCCGACGCCUCCCACGCGUCGCCCGCCCCCUCGCCCGCCUCACGUCUUCUGCGGCGUCCGCCAACACCCCCGUACCCGCCCAAGAGGCCCCGUCCAAGGAAGCCGUCAUCGAGCAGGCUCCCAACUACCCUGCAACAUGGUCCACCAGCCAGCGACCACGCCCGCAGGGUCGCUCAGGCCCUCGCUUUGAGCAGACCAACAUGGAUCUGCAGCCGAACCCUCUCAGCGCGAUGCAGAUGAUUGCAGAAGAGCCCAUCCGUGUCGUGCAUGGCCGCAAGGCUGUCUGUGAUGGCGGAGGAGGCCCUCUCGGUCAUCCAAAGAUCUUUAUCAACCUGGAUAAGCCUGGUGCGAAACCUUGCGGAUACUGCGGUCUGCGCUUCGAGCAAGCACCGCACCAUGGGCACGAACAUUAA